This is a messenger RNA of Colletotrichum aenigma, 1203 nucleotides long. RefSeq names its product Secondary metabolism regulator LAE1. NCBI's taxonomy places the organism in Eukaryota, Fungi, Ascomycota, Sordariomycetes, Glomerellales, Glomerellaceae. Gene Ontology annotation, molecular function: methyltransferase activity. The record is from RefSeq and is a predicted model, not a curated record. The transcript is spliced from 9 exons. The coding region runs from base 1 to 1203 and encodes 400 amino acids.
AUGGCAACCCGCCCAACCGUUCGCGUGAUAACCUUCAACAUUCAUGAGGAAACAAAGUCCAACAUUCCAGAACACGAACAAUCUGACGGCAUCAUUGAAGAGAGAAUCAUGUGGGAGACGAGGGAAGACACCAUUGGGAUUGUCCCGGCUGCUUCUACGCAGCCAGCAUUGGCACCGCCAGAUAACACUGCAGACGCAAACACCGCAGACAACAGCCCAGCCGUGCUUCUUGCGGAAGAUGUGCCAGACGAUGAGUCUGCUCGAGGAGAGAGUAUCGCCUCGUCGAGUACCAGUGUGACAGAGUCUGUUCUUGAAUAUCGCAUUGAGAAUGGUCGAACGUAUCACAAAUACAAAGACGGUAAAUACCAUCUUCCGAACGAUGAAAGGGAGAAUGAUCGCCUCGACGUUCAACAUAACAUGUGGCUGCUUACUUUCGACAAUCGUCUGGGAACUGCACCGCCGAACGAUCCUAACUCUAAAGUUGGAAGAGUUCUUGAUGUUGGAACCGGAACGGGGAUCUGGGCCAUGGAGUUUGGAGAAGAACAUCCGGAUGCAGAGGUUCUUGGAGUUGAUUUAUCGGCCAUCCAGCCAGAAUUUACUCCUACGAAUGUCAAGUUUCAAAUUGACGACAUCGAGGAACCGUGGACUUACUCUCAGACCUUCGACUAUAUCCACAGUCGAACCAUGACCUUCAGUGUGGCUGAUUGGAAAGAAUAUAUCCAGAAAUGCUACAACAACCUCAGCCCCAAUGGCUACCUUGAAUUGAACGAAGUCGACCUAUGGCCAAAGUCCGAUGACGAAACAUUGAAGGAUGACUCUGCUGUCUUGAAGUUCGUUCGCCUUUGGGCAGAGGCUGCGGUCAUGUUUGGGCGCCCAUUCCAGGACAUCAGAGUCUUGAAGGAUAUCAUGAUUGAGAUAGGCUUCGAAGACGUUUACGCUCAGAUGUUCAAAUGGCCCACGAAUUCAUGGCCUAAAGACCGGAAGCACAGGGAGCUCGGUUUCUGGAACCACGACAACUUCUGUGCCGGACUCGAGGGCUUCAUGAUGGCACCUCUUACGAGAGCUCACAACUGGACCAAAGAAGAGGUUACUGUUUUCGGGGUGGAGGUGCGCAACGAUAUGAGAAACAAAAACAUACACGCCUAUUCUGCCGUAUGGUCAAUCUACGGGCGAAAGCCAAGCGACAGUGAGGCCUCGAAGUAA